ACGGCGUCGUCACCGCGUCACCGCUUCACAGACCAUCGUGCUAGAUGGACGCACUGUCGGCGCUCAGCGUGCGGCUUUCGACGCAUCGCACUCGCCUGAUCGAGCUAGCCGCACAGCUCGGACGGCCGGCUGCCACUGUCGAGGACAGGAUCCUCGAGCUGCAAGCUGCACUCGUCAACACAGUCGACCGACAGCUGGAAGAAGCAGAGUCUGAGGUUGCCAGGGCUAAGGAGUACAAUGAGGCUACUCACAAACGGCUGCUCGAGCUGCAACGGCCUCUGAGCUUACCACCAUCAUCUGUCAGCAAGAGUGAUGAAACUAUCUUGCAAGCCAAGCUACGACUUGAGGAAGAUCUCGACGCAGCACACGCACUCCAAAGCGAACGUACAGCGCUGGUUGACGUCAAACGCGCCAUAUUGAGGCCCAUCGCGGCCUUGCUUGGCCCUGAGAGCAUCAGUGUGGCGCUCGAUGGCGAGGGAGCGCACGCAGAUCUCAGCUUGGCACAUAUCGAGAGACUUGACGCAGAGCUUGUGCGAUGUCAGGGUGACUUGAGCCGCCGCGUACAAGGGCUGCAGAGCGAACUUGCCGCAACCAUCGCUCUCUGGCAAGAGCUACAAGACCCGGACACGCCAGCCAUCCAGCUUGACGCAGAUUUGCUUGAUCGCCUGGCGCCCUUGCCCGCAGGAAUCGCCUCUGAACACACCGCCGCGCUACGAUACCUGCCAUGUCAAAGCAAUCUUGAUAUCGUGAUAGCCCUUCGAGACAAGCUCGAGAAGGAGAAGAUACGACGGCAGGAUCUGAUACAGAUCACCUUUGACAAAAUCUAUCCCCUCUGGGUCAAGCUCGAUCUCGAGAACGAGCUCUGCGAUCAGUUUGUCAACGCGUGGCAGGGCGUCAGCCUGCAAUCUGUCAGAGCUUACGAGGACGAACUGAUACGAUUGGAAGCAUACAAGGCAGAAGCGAUGGCAGUCUUCAUCGACAAGGAGCGCAGCGAGAUUGACUGGCUUUGCGAAAACCUCCAGCUGGGACCGGAGGACCGUCAGACCUUCGAGCCUGUCUUGACCGAGGAGGCCUCCAACGAAGAGAUUCUCGACGCACUCGAGCAGCAGAAAGCACGACUUCAGGGAGAGGCAACCCAGAGAGAACCCAUCCUGGACUUGUUGCGCAAGUAUCACGGCGUCUUGCAAGACGAAGCAGAUCUCAUCGAGGCAUCGCGCGACCCCUCACGCUUGACCCAGCGCGGCAGUCACAAGCGCCUGAUGGAAGAGGAGAAGCUUCGCAAACGCGUCGCGAAGCAGAAGCCAAAGCUCGAGCAAGACCUCCUGAGCGUCCUGCCUGACUGGGAAGCCGAGCAUGGUGCGAUCUUUCGAGUGGAUGAUGCGCCGCUCUUCGAGAUGCUCAGUGAAAAGAUGGAGCGCGAUUCAGCGUCGAAGCGGCCAAAGCAAAUGCGCGGGCAGACGACCUCACAGCAGCCUCUGCGGGCGCAAGCCACAGGCAGCAGUAACAGCAGCAUCGCUCACCAGGUCCGACCCUCUGCGCAGCCAAAGCGUUCGGCUCCGAACAUGGCACCCGGCACGGCGAAGAAGGUCAGGGUGGAAGCCAGACCGCUCGGUAGUGCGACGAACCUGCAGAGACCGAUGUUGACAGGCGCGAGCAAUUCCUCCUAUGGCGAGACGCCCAUUCGUCCGACGCAGACACGGCCGCCGCCCUCGCACAACCAUCUCACCUCACUCUUGGGCGUUCAGCGUACCUGGCCAGAGCCAAAGCUGGGACUAUCCGCUGCGACUCGCUCGGAUGCUUGGCGGCCGAGACCAAGCACGUUACCGCCCAUCGAUUGAUCGCAGUGAUUAGACUCUUGUUGUUUGUGAUGCAAGGGCUUGGAUGGUACAAC
Messenger RNA from Mixia osmundae IAM 14324, 1891 nucleotides. RefSeq lists its product as uncharacterized. The record is from RefSeq and is a predicted model, not a curated record. Gene Ontology annotation, cellular component: spindle; cytoplasm; mitotic spindle midzone. Gene Ontology annotation, biological process: microtubule cytoskeleton organization; mitotic spindle midzone assembly. Lineage: Eukaryota; Fungi; Basidiomycota; Mixiomycetes; Mixiales; Mixiaceae. The transcript is spliced from 7 exons. The coding region runs from base 45 to 1838 and encodes 597 amino acids. Gene Ontology annotation, molecular function: microtubule binding.